AUGACAGAAGCCAGCGUUGCCAAAUCACGCCUUCCUGCUGUGCGCCGACACCGUCCGGGGCUGAGUCGCAGUGUUGCCGCGUGCGAGAGAUGCAGACGACGGAAGCAAAAGUGUGAUGGGAGGACCCCAACGUGUGGCCCAUGCGAAUCUGUCGGAGCGCUAUGCGUCCCUUCGCGUCGGUUGGUGGUUCAGCCACAUUCUGACUGCGAAUGCGACUCGUUGAGGGCCCGACUUCUCUCCCUGCGGAAGGAGUAUGAUGCGCUACUUCUCGAGGUUGAUCGAUUACGAUCGCGAAGACGUUCUGUGUCUGUGCGGUUCGAUACGACCGCGGGGGAUUUAUCUUCUCCCGGCGCCCUGCGGACUUCUGGCGGCCAUAACACACCUGAAGCUGGACAUGGCCUAGCAACACCGAGCGACCCUUUGAUCCAGAAUCUCGAUUUGUCGUACACUGGCCGGAUCCUGCGACCCACGUUCACACACCAGCUAAACUUCCGAGAUUCAUUCCGGAGCGCCCUGAGUAGCGCCUGGUAUUUGUGGGGCGACGAUGCAGCAAAUCCCAAUGUGAUUACUUCUCAAAGUAAUGCAGACCUUGCUGGUUUCGAUAACGCUAGUUUUGAGAACCUAGUGGAGGCGUUCUUUGAGCGGCGAUGGCCGUACUUGCCUGUCCUGCACCAGCCUACAUUUGUCAACGAUCAUCUUAAUCCUUAUCUUGCAAGAUCUGUAACGAGCCCUAUCUCCAAUUUCUUAGUGAACAUGAUCUGCGCCAUCACAGCUACAGAAAGGUCUCCGACGCAGGACGAGAACAAUCAACUGCAUCGACUGUUCUUCAAUCGGGCAGUGCAAGAUCUGCAUAUCGUCAUACAGGCAGACGACUUUGAAUGCAUACAGUGUCUCUUACUGCUGUGUAUGUAUGGGCAUAACGAACCACAGUCAGUCAAUAUGUGGUAUACUACCGGCCUCGCCCUGCAGUUAGCCUUGGGGAUUGACUUGCAUCGCAAAGAGAGCCUAGCUGGCCAUAAUCUUCUUCGUUCGGAAAUGCUCAAACGGGUGUUUUGGUGUGCAUAUGUCAUGAGCUGUAGCAUGGCAAUCAACAUGGGUCGGCCGCUGGGUAUCCAUGAAAACGACAUCACUGUGCCACUCCCACUCCCUUUGACAGAUGAGCAACUCAACGAGUCAUUUCCCGCAGCAGACGCGCCGCUGCUGCCACGAAUCAAAGACACAUCGACCUUCAUCCAUAUUAUUCAGCUCCGGAAGAUCAACGCCAGGGUCUACACUUCCUUCCAUUCCAUCGGCCAAACGCCAACCAAUCCAAACGAGCUGGAGACGGCUCGAAGCGCUUUCUGUUCAGAGCUGAAUUACUGGCUAAUGAUGGCCCCAAGAUACGUGCGGACAUCCUCCACUUUUCAGUCUCAGGAGUGGUUCCAGAUUGCCUUCCAUCAUGCCAUGCUGUCACUUUACCGCCCGUCCCGAGCGGUGCCAAUGCCCUUGUCCGAAGAUCUUCGACUGUGCAUGGAGUCUGCUAUUGGUUUAAUCAACUCAUAUAGCUCGCUGUACGCGCGUAACCGGAUAAAGUACACAUUUGUUGCCAUCCACUCACUCUUUAUGGCUGCCGUCACCAUGCUUUAUGCCUUGCGGUCUUCACCCCCACUCCGCCAUGAAUUAAGCAAGCCAGUCGUGCAGACGAAUAUCCUUACCUUUCUAACACUCUUCCGUGGUAUCUCUAAUGGUCGCGCAGUAGGUGAGAAGUGUUCAUCAAUCAUCGAGCGCCUAGGCAACUCUAUCCUUACUCUGUUCGACGAGCCUGACCCAGCUGGCGCCGACUUGGAUACCGAAUUCCAGUCCUGGUUUGGUUUACAAACACAUACGUUUCCAACGCCCAGACCCGAGGACCCGAUGGAAGAGCUGUCCGGUCAAUUUCCAGACGUCGACAUUCCCUGGACAGACCUUUUUGUUGAAGGGGUUGGAAUGGGCUCUACUGAUGCUUGGAGUUUUCUUCCGUAA
Aspergillus calidoustus is the source of this 2001-nucleotide messenger RNA. NCBI's taxonomy places the organism in Eukaryota, Fungi, Ascomycota, Eurotiomycetes, Eurotiales, Aspergillaceae. The record is from the annotation of a GenBank genome assembly.